CUUACUCGCCUUUUCAAAACAUCGUGCUGUUCGACAGCUAGCUCUUCUGGAGAGCUGUCGAAGCUGUUCUCCACUCACAUACCCAAGUCGCGCCAUGCGCCAAACACAUGACUUCACAUCAAGUCUUCUAUGAAGACGAUGUCUCAGACGACCAAGAGUCAGACAUUAAUACAAGUCCUCACGCAAUAUCUGGACACCUGCGAAUAUCGAAUCUGAAUUCUGCUCUCAUCAUGCCAGAUUCCGAUAUGCCAAUGAGCGAAGGGAAUGAAGAAGUCCCGCAGGUCGACAUGAUCAACUCACUGAUCUCAGCGACACAUCCUUCUGGAAAACUUACUCGUCCAACAAAGGACCUUGCGGCCGACCGCCCACCGAGACCAAUGCACUCUGCUUUACGCCCAGAUUUGUAUGAUUUUAAUCAUAAUGCCUCGCCCCAACGAGUACCGUCUCUGCCCAUCACUCGUCGCGAGAAUCCACAAGAUACUCCCCAAGGACCUCCGGUAAAGCGAUCAAAGACAACUCACAGAGUUGGCCUGAUUACUCGAGGCAAUCAUCAGCAUCCCACACCUAAGCCGCCUCUUCUACCAGCGAAGAAGCAGAACAGCCGGCAACCGCCCAGUCGAGAGGUAGCAACUUCUGCUCCGCCUGUUUCAACAAGCAGCCUACGACUAACACGCUCUGCACGCGGUGUAGUUCACCAACAAUUGGACUUGUCGCAGCCCCGGAAACAACGGCGUAAUUGUCCUGCAGUGCAAUUGGAUUCUGCUUCAGAGGAACUCCUGCCUGAGAGCCAGUCCCAAAACGAGGAAGCCAUCCAUUCAUCACCAGGUCCGGAAGUUCUGAUUGAGGGUGCUUCUUCCGUUCAGCCACCGGGCCAACGAAUUGGAUCCGGAAUUCACCCUGCAUCUCUCCAAGCCGUUGUCCAGGAACGUGAAACUAGUCUGGAACCGCCAACUCCUUCCAUACCUCCUCCAUCUGAACAGCGCCAGGCGAGUCCGGUUCAUUCCUUGGGCCGUGAGGUUUCUCCGCUACCCCAAGCCAUCGGUGUGCCACCAGGAGUAGUUCAAGAAACGCAGAAGGACCAGUCUCCAGACAGUGCUCUAUUCGUGACCCCUGAGUCGGCUCCUAGAGGUGCGCAAUCAACAGCAGGGAGUCAGGAGAUGGGAAGGAGAGUGGACGAAAUAUGCAAACAAUACGCAUCUGACGACCAAGAUGAAGAUGAGGAAGAUGAAGAAGAAGACCGUAACAAUGAAGUAAAUGACUCUGAGGAUAUCCACAUUCCAGAACAGCUGGACGAAGCCCUCGAAUUCGCGCAUGAUCUCGAUGAGGCGGCCAACAGCGACCAUGUUCCAGAGGAGCUCGGCGGCAUCAACAUCCUGAAAAGUUACAGUCGCUUGAAGAGGAUUGUCGGCCGUUGGAGAUCUGCCAAUGACAAUACUAGGACAGACGACUUGAUCACGCUUUCGAAUGAUGUUUUGAAAGAAGCAAAGUCGAUUCUCGAAAAGUCUGAUUGGAAUGGGGAGAGGGCACUUAAACACAUAUACACACGAGUCUUGCCUAGUCUUGUUCGGAUGCUCUACGUCAGCAUGGUGUACUACCUUUCUGAAGCUGGGACCAUCAAGAGGCUCUCCUAUGAACCACUGAAGGGAUGCAGAAACGUCACCAAGGCAGUCAUAGAGAUAUCAGAAAAGGUGCAAUCAAGCAAUACAAGGAAGAAGGUUCCUCGUCCACGAGCUGCUAUUGCAAUGCUUGCCAGGAUCAAGAAUGUACAUGAGAUUCUAGAAAGACAUUUGAGAAUGCUCAAGCAGGUCAAACACGCAGCUGAAUAUGCAGAAAAGCAACGAGUCAAACGCGAGCGACAGCAAGUGGCCGCUCUCGAAGCGGAAGCAGAAAAUGCACGCAGACGCCAAAUCCAGAGAGAGCGACAGCAGGCAGCUGAACUCGAGAGGGAAGUCGAACAUACACAAAGACAGCAAUCACGACGUGAGCGACAGCGAGCUGCUGAGCUUCAAGAGCAAAACGAGUUGAAGAUCAGGAACUGGAGAGAACACUGGCGGGUGCUCCAUGAUCAAAGAUUUGGCGCGGAACUCGAAGGUCAAUUCUGCCUGCCUCUCGACAAGCAACAACACCUCAAAUUUAUCCCCCUGGAGAGCGCAUCAGUCGAAUAUCCCUACUGGCACCCUCAUGAUCAUGUCUACUACUUGGGGGAGGGGCUGCAAGAGUUCGCAGGACCGGACGUGUAUCGCAAAAUCUUCCGCAGGUACUGCUGCCGAGGAGGUCCUCUACAGGAUUUCAACGUAUCAGAGAUCGUGGACAAGGCAGUGUCUUUACGAGAUUCGCUCAUGAUGGUGGCCGCAGAGGAUGGCGAGGAUCAAGAGCAGUGGGUCCUAGAUAUACCCGAUCCUAGAAAGCCGCCGGCAGCUCUACGCUAAUCCGAACGACGUUGAAAUGGCUCAGUCCCUAUAAGUCAGUGGCUUUCAUUCAAAGAAUAAUACAUACUUUCUCCAACUUUCUCAGUAUAUCGUGGGAUGUCUGUCGUGCACCAUAAUCACUACGAAUUCGCAUACUUGGUCGAAGUCGUCUUCGAGGUCAUCCCGAUC
Aureobasidium pullulans EXF-150 is the source of this 2597-nucleotide messenger RNA. RefSeq lists its product as uncharacterized. Lineage: Eukaryota; Fungi; Ascomycota; Dothideomycetes; Dothideales; Saccotheciaceae. Bases 108 to 2429 code for a protein of 773 amino acids. The transcript is spliced from 3 exons. The record is from RefSeq and is a predicted model, not a curated record.